Phymastichus coffea is the source of this 1176-nucleotide messenger RNA. RefSeq names its product telomere zinc finger-associated protein-like. Bases 1 to 906 code for a protein of 301 amino acids. Lineage: Eukaryota; Metazoa; Arthropoda; Insecta; Hymenoptera; Eulophidae. The record is from RefSeq and is a predicted model, not a curated record. The transcript has 5 exons.
AUGCGUAUACUACUGAAUACUGGUCGUAGAGUGAACGAUCCUUUAAAUCAUAACUCUAUCAGUGAAUCCAAAGAACCUGUUCCUAUGUAUUAUCCGGGUGAGCAAUUUAUAAAGCAAGAAGUCAUAUAUGUUGAUGAAUCUCACGAUGAUGGUGGAUUUAUUUUCAAUGACUGUAAUGAUCAUACAAUUGAUAAUUUUAUUCAAGAAAAUUCAGUAAUUAAACAUGACGAAAACGAGAAAUUGGCCGACGAGCUAAGCGAACCCGGUAAAUCAGUUCGUGAUAAAAUAAUGGUUCACUGCCAAACAUGUAACAUAACUUCGGAAAAGCCAGCGUGCUACAAGACCCGAACUCCCCACUGCGGUACUUGUAAUACUGUUCUAACCUGGUGUUGCGUCGUAUGUAACCGUCAAUAUGCCUUAUAUGAAAGUGCUCGCAGUCACGUUCGUUUCGCCUGUUGUGGACGCAAUCCACUAUAUUGUUCUCAUUGUAAUUUCACGUCGACGAACAAAUACAAUCUUCUGUCUCAUUUAAAAAACGUGCAUGCCGAAACCGAUUUACCAAGCUGGCAUCGAUGCAUCCGCUGUAAGCGUCAAUACAAGCAUAGAAAGCACCUGCAACGGCAUGAACGCAGUUGUGGUAGAGUACCACAUAUCAAGUGCCGUUGGUGUGGAUACAGGUGCAAGAGGAAUGAUCAUCUCACUCAACACAUGAAACAUAAACAUCCUGAUAUGAAUGCAGAUGAGAGCAGAGUUAUGACUUAUGUUUGUCCUGGAUGUAGCAAAAAAUACAAAUACAAAACAUCGCUGGGGAGUCAUAUGAAACAGUGCCUUGAGUACAAUAGUCAGUCCAUUGUUGGUAUCCCAUCUGUCAUUAAUGUUAUCUCACUUGCCAAUAAUACCAUUUGAAUUUCAUUAUUUCUUAUGUGUGUAGAUUUAAAAAUUAAUUUUUUACAUAUAUUUUCAUUAAUUUUUAUGAAAUAUUCAUUGUGUGAAAAAAUCUAUUAAAUUUUUGGCAUACGUAUGCGAACAAACUAAUAUGUGGGGUUAAAAAUAUUUGAUGUGUGAUGAUUGUCUGAAUAUCUUUAAACUUUCCUUUAUGAAAUAUUAUAAUUUCGCAAUAUCGAUAUAAAUAAUAUCUUCGUAUAUGUAAGAUGAAUUUAUAUUCAAUAAAAAGAA